AUGGCUGCUAAUGCGUUCGGCCAGUUUCUGGACGAUUACUCUCACGCACAGUCCCUUUGCUGGGAUAUCAGAGCGGCUGUCAAUAUGUACACCACGCCUGACGAUCCGAAUUGGGAGUCGAAGCGUGCUGUGAUGUUGAGAAAACAUGGCAUUGGUUCACAAUUCUAUAAGAAUUACCGCGAAAUAAACCCAAGCAUCACGGCUCGACUUGCGGAGGAGCCUGGGGAACGAAAAGUAACAGGCACGGCCAGCCGCAAAGGCAAGGCAAAAGCCAAACGAGAGGCGCUUCUCGAAGUUCAAGAAGACACGUGUACGGCUGCUGGCCGGCUUGAAAGUCCCGUCUUUGGAUACAUCGACCUCGAUGGCAUCGCACCACAUCCGCUCGCAUUUGUCAACCAAGACAUGGAGGGUCGCGGGUGGUUGACAUUCAAAGGGAGGAUCUCGCUGCGUCCGCCUUUCACAACCUCCACCGCUUUCGACACUUGUGCACUCGAUUUCAUGAACUCGGUGAUCACUUUAUCAGGCUGGGAUCGACAUCGAGCAAUGCAAAGAUUUUGUGAAAGGAGCGCACCAGCCAUGACUGGACACCUGAAAGCUGACGUCUCUCUGACUCCGGAAGCUCUGCAGUACGGCACUCUUCCGCUCGACAAUCCAUUUGUCGAAUUCAGAGCAAAGAAAAAGCAUGACAUGGCAGCCAAGGUUCCUCUCGCUUCCUCGGCCGCGAUGCGAAAGCUUAUGAACGCUAUUUUGAACCGUCCGAGUUCGCUCCUCGAGAUCGACACUACGGCUAGUUACUGGUCUCAGUCUCCCAACAAGUUUUACACACUGCCGGAGGAACCGAGGCGAAUUCCACAGGACGCGCAGGCCCUGGCGUCCAACAAGACGACGAGAGGUCGAUCCGGCCUCAAGACGGGGGCAACCGUUCUGCUCGAUCCAUGCAACAAUUCAGUUGCCGGAAUGUCAGAGGGCGACCUGCGUGGAGACCAAGAUGAAGAGAAGCUCGACAGCAUGAUGACAUCUGAUCAGCUACCUUUCAAUAACAGCACGAAGCUUCUUCUCGAAGCUUGUCGACCUGCUUCUGAUCACGAAGAAGCUACUCCUCCGGCCGGCUCACUCAACUCGACAAUGCUGCUGUACCAAAGGAAGGCUCUUUCGUGGAUGCUGCGUCGAGAAAGACCUAUGACCGAGGACUCAGAAGCCCGGACCUUCCCUGGUUGGACGGCACUUCGCGCCAAAGUGCCCGAAUCAGCCGAUCAGCACCAGUCGAAGAGAGUCAAGGCGGAAAAUAAUGACGAAGGAGCCGUGUCAGAGAAUUCUACCGGCCUACCUGGCAAAUGCGGGACAUUCUACUUCGAAGAAGUGACCGGCAUGCUCAGUGCAAAGCGUUUCAAAGCGCAUCCAUUGCAACCUGGUGGACUUUUAGCCGAUCAGAUGGGCUUGGGCAAGACUGUUGAAAUUCUCGCUCUCAUCGCGUCCAACCCGCGGACUCCGGACUACUGCGACAUUUCAAGUUAUCGGGAGGAGAUCCGCGAAGCGUGCAAGCAGCUCCAAGACCUGGACAUUGUUCUGACAACUUACGAAUUCCUGACUUCCGAGCUCAGGUUGUGCAGCCGGAUCACCUUCUCUCAAUCGACUCCGCGCUCCUGUCCGCUUGAGGUGCUGUGGCAUAGAGUCGUUGUGGAUGAGGCGCAGAUGAUCUCGCAUUCAACCGAAAAGGUCGCAGGCAUCUGCAACGAGCUUUGGCGUACAAACGGAUGGUCAUCUACGGGCACACCAAUCACACAAGGCGUAUCAGACCUGCACGGCUUGCUUGUCUUCCUCGAUCAUGAUCCUCUCGCAUCGGCCCGGCACUUUAAGACUCUGCUUGAGAUCCCAUUUGAAAAGGCCGACGCGCUUGGUAUCUAUCGCAUGCGCUCUCUGCUCCCUCGUUUCAUGUGGCGUCACACGAAGGACCAUGUGCGGGAUGAACUCGACUUGCCAAGCAACGAGACAAUCUGGCUGGACCUCAAGAUGACGGGCUUGGAGCACACCCUCUACAGCAAAAAUGUCGCUGAGUUCCGCAAGAAGUUCGUGCAUGCCAUCAGAUCAGGGCGCACGCCAGACCUCACUUCCGUCAACUCACUACGCCAGCUCGUCUCGCAUCCUCAGCACUCGGACGACUUCGGCUCAGAUGCGCGCCUCAGUUUUUUGCAGCUCUUUGACCGUCUACUCGAAAGGAAUGAGCGCGCUUUGCGCACGCGCAGGGCGCACAUCUGCACGCUUACCUUGCAACUUGCAUUUGGCGUUCAGUUUUACUCGAAUUUGAAGGGCCAAAAGUGGGAUGGUGGCGAGCCUCCGAGCGACGACGAGAUGCGGAGGCAACAGAAGAGCGCAAAAAAGCCGAAGCAAAUGCUGCGCAUCAAGAACAGAAAGCGGCGGUGGAACAUGCCGAGGACUCUUGACGGUAACCCAGACCCGCCCAUGCAUUUCAAUCCAGAGCGCCAGACUCUACUGUUCUACGAGAAGAUCUAUCGCGAUGCUUCUGAAGCAGACUUGGAAAAUCCGGAGUUCCAUCUCGUUGAUCGCGAUGCAGGCUCAGAAGAAGUGGGGCCAGCAGCCAAUGGGUUCAUCUUUGACAAUGCGGUUGUGAUGAGGAACCGGCUCAGAGGGGGCGCCACAGGACGUCGCGAACAGAUUGGCUGGAUCCUCAAACCGCGGGCAAAGAUGGAUCGCCUAAAGAAUGAACUGGUCACCCAGCAUGAACAGCUUGAUGCCACCACUCGCGAUGUGCGGUACCUACGCAAUCGGCCUCGCGAAGAGGCGAGCAGCGCUUCCACUAAGGGCAAUGGCACUGCUCGUUGCGUAGAGCGCUUGGCUGGGAGGAAGGAACCUGUUUGCCCAAACUGCAGAAUGCCAUUCAAGAAGGCUACUUUUGUGCAGCGAUUUUUGCCCAUGCGCAGCGCGCAAGCCAUGGCGCGUAUCUCUAGGAUCAGACAGACGCGCUCCCAAAGUCAGAACACGACGACCAUCCGCGUCCGGAUGAAGAACACGAUCGAAGAGGAAAUUGUCGAGAUCGCUUCGCGCAAGACGAAGCAGACCGACGUCGCCACAGGCGGCAAGUACCGGGACGGCUUGACACUGGACGAUCUGGCGAAGAUCUUGGGUGUCAAUAUCGUCAAGGAGCGCGAAGAGGCGAGACUACACAGGGUCCAGCGGCGUGCCGAGGUCCAAGCCGCACGAGAAACGGCUUGGGGCCGCUUCCAAGCUGCCAUCAAUCGUAACUAG
Molecule: messenger RNA, 3264 nt
Organism: Tilletiaria anomala UBC 951
Lineage: Eukaryota; Fungi; Basidiomycota; Exobasidiomycetes; Georgefischeriales; Tilletiariaceae
Exons: 8
Coding region: 1-3264 (1087 amino acids)
Molecular function (GO): ATP-dependent chromatin remodeler activity; ATP binding
Source: RefSeq, a predicted model, not a curated record